UCGCCCCCUGAUUGGCCACGUGCACGUACGUAAAACCCGCACCGGAGUCUGCCACAGGUAGCAGCGCUCUCAAACCAACCGCCGCUCAACUUUUCCUCGGCUUGUUGACGCUCGGAGGCGUAUCGACGUUGGCCGCCAGCGAGCGCCCGCCCGCCGCACACAGUCAUUACGGGUGCGGGCGUCCGGCUCCGGGGCGCGCACGCGUCUUAGCACCUCGGACAGCGCACGGCGCCGCAGUGGCGACGCGUGGAUUCAACCGGUGGCUCCGAGCAGAGCGGCGGCGGCAGCGGCAGCGGCGCGAAGGGGCGCGUUCGACUGAGCGACAACUCCGCGUAGGUGCGUCCAGUCGCUCCCUGCGGCACGCGCGCCGGGCUUCUUCAUUUCCUCUGAACGCAGCGCGUCCGUCGGUUCCACCGCGCGAGUAGGCGUGCCGCUGGAUGCGCGGCUCCCUCCAGAAGCCCGGCUGAGGAGCACCGUCAGACGGCGGAGCGAGCGGCGCGGUGCGGCGGCGCCUCAGAGACCCCCCAGUUAGAAGGAUGCUGGAGGGAAAUGCCUGGAGACAGAGAUGACGAGAUUUGUCAAAAGGCGCUUGAACUGCUGUCAGAUCUGUGCUCGAAGGGGGAAGUGCAGAAUGAAAACUGCCUGGAUUUUAUCUACUACUUCCGAGAUCUCGCCAGGCCACGCUACACGGACUCAGAUAUAUCGGUGAGCCUGCUGUCGCUGGUGGUGACGGCCUGUGGCCUGGCCCUGUUCGGCGUCUCCCUCUUCGUCUCCUGGAAGCUCUGCUGGAUACCAUGGAGGGAGCGUGGGCUCUCCCCCACCACGAAGGAGGCCCACGGGCACCUCAACCCCACCAUGAGCCCUCUGCCCUCGCAGGCGGCGCCCAGGCAGCCGGUCUACACGGCCGUGGACCCCCCGGCGCACAACCGCCGUGAGUCCUCGCACUGCUCCUUCGCCCGGGAGCCCACCCCCGUGGCGUCCGUGGUGUCCGUGGAGGCCCCGCCCACCCCCGUGUCACCCCCGCCCGUGGUCGCGGCCACGCCAGAGGCAGCUAUGAAGAUCAGUCACACGUCUCCGGACAUCCCGCUGGACGCCCAGACCAAAGGCCGGGAGAACGGGAUUCACACCACCCCACGUAUGCAGAGGCAGACCACUGAGCCCUCAUCCUCCGGCUGCUCCAUGACAGAGAUGGGCCAAGGGUCCAUUCGCAGGCACAUGAACCUGUCCAACCCAGACUUCAACGUGGCCCAGUUCCAAAGGCAGGACUCCCUCACGGGGAUGGGGCUCGGCCUCGGUCGCCUCAAACCAGAGCUCUACAAGCAGCGCUCCCUGGAGGGAGACGACGGAAGCCGCAGAGGCGGCGGCUGCGGGCGCCUCCACUUCAUCCUCAAGUUUGACUGCGACCUGGAACAGUUAAUAGUAAAGAUCCACAAAGCAGAGGACCUCCCGGCCAAGGACUUCUCUGGUACCUCCGAUCCCUAUGUUAAGAUCUACCUGCUCCCUGAUCGGAAGACCAAGCACCAGACCAAGGUGCAUCGCAAGACGCUGAACCCCGUUUUCGACGAAGUCUUCUUGUUUCCCGUGGCGUAUUCUGAGCUUCCCACUCGCAAGCUGCACUUCAGCGUCUACGACUUUGACCGCUUUUCACGUCAUGACAUUAUCGGUCAAGUCGUUGUGGACAACUUCCUGGAUCUGGCAGAUUUCCCCAGAGAGACGAAACUCUGCCGGGACAUCCAGUAUGUCUCCUCGGACAACGUGGACCUCGGGGAUCUGAUGUUUUCACUCUGCUACCUGCCUACGGCGGGCAGACUGACCAUCACCAUGAUAAAGGCUCGCAAUCUCAAGGCCAUGGAUAUCACAGGCGCAUCUGAUCCCUACGUGAAGGUCUCACUGAUGUGUGACGGUCGCCGGCUGAAGAAGAGGAAGACAUCGACCAAGAGGAACACUCUGAAUCCCGUCUAUAAUGAAGCCAUUGUCUUUGAUGUCCCCCCAGAAAACAUAGAGCAGAUCAGCCUUCUGAUUGCGGUGAUGGACUACGAUCGGGUGGGCCAUAACGAGGUCAUCGGUGUGUGUCGAGUCGGCAACGACGCAGACAACCUCGGUCGAGACCACUGGAGUGAGAUGCUCACGUAUCCUCGGAAACCUGUUGCCCACUGGCACCCGCUGGUUGAGUAUCAGGGGACCACCGGCAGCAGCCAGGGAGGAUCCUGUAAUUCCCUGAAGACGCCGCCGUCUCCAUAGCCUCCGGCAGCAACUCACAUUCAGGGCAUCGGCGUACCUGAGGCCUCGGCUGUACGUCUGGACUGUGGUGCUGAUGAGAGGUGCACACAAAUGCAGGCAGUCACAUACUGUACGACUACAGAGAGGAGACGCAAACUGUUGCAUGUUGAAUUGAACGCAGAAUUUUCUUUUGUAUGAUGUAAAAGAGGAAAAAGCGACAGGCGUAUGCAGACAUUUUAGUCUGUGCUAUUCCUGGCUUUAUACAGUAGUUACUGUUUUUUUUAACAUAGUCUUGUUACUGAGUUACUGUUGAGACGAGUCUGUAUUUGCAAAACCUACUUACAACCAGUUGAACUGCCAAUCUGCUUUUUUUAUAGUUUGAUGGUGAAUUGGUGCAUGAGGUCAUGGUUUAGUGGGAAAUCUUCUCCACGUCUGUUCGUUUCUGUUUCUGUUUUGGGAGUACGAUGUGUUGUUCUGUCAGAAGAUGUGCAGUGAUGGGUUUUUAGACACAAUAUCUGUAAGUAAAAUAUGUUAAAUGUUAAAUAAAUAUGAUUCCCUAUAAAACA
Betta splendens (Siamese fighting fish) is the source of this 2786-nucleotide messenger RNA. It is a transcript of the gene syt9a, whose product is annotated as synaptotagmin IXa. Gene Ontology annotation, molecular function: SNARE binding; phosphatidylserine binding; calcium ion binding. The transcript has 7 exons. Gene Ontology annotation, cellular component: membrane; dense core granule. The coding region runs from base 550 to 2241 and encodes 563 amino acids. Lineage: Eukaryota; Metazoa; Chordata; Actinopteri; Anabantiformes; Osphronemidae. Gene Ontology annotation, biological process: regulation of dopamine secretion; calcium-ion regulated exocytosis; regulation of calcium ion-dependent exocytosis. The record is from RefSeq and is a predicted model, not a curated record.